Ostrea edulis (European flat oyster) is the source of this 3065-nucleotide messenger RNA. Its product is annotated as atrial natriuretic peptide receptor 1-like. The record is from RefSeq and is a predicted model, not a curated record. The transcript is spliced from 20 exons. Bases 1 to 2688 code for a protein of 895 amino acids. Gene Ontology annotation, molecular function: guanylate cyclase activity; ATP binding; peptide receptor activity. Gene Ontology annotation, biological process: protein phosphorylation; receptor guanylyl cyclase signaling pathway; intracellular signal transduction. NCBI's taxonomy places the organism in Eukaryota, Metazoa, Mollusca, Bivalvia, Ostreida, Ostreidae. Gene Ontology annotation, cellular component: membrane.
AUGAAUGGUUUCCUUACCAAGGUUACAGAGUAUAAGAUCACUGUUGCUUCCUAUCAGCGUUUUGACGAGGACCCGUCAGACAGUCAGAUUGAUGAAUAUCUGCGCAUUAUCAAGAAAUCAGCGAGAAUUGUGUUUAUGUGUGCAAAGGAAAACAAUUUCCGUAACAUAAUGAUACGAGCUCAUCACAACGGCAUGACCGGCGGAGAUUACGUCUUUAUCGAUUCCAACUUCAUAACGAAUGACAACUUAUACCGAUACAGGGUGUGGUACAAGAACGAUUCCAAUGACGUCAUAUCACGAGAAGCAUUUCGUCAUGUUAUUCAUAUAACACCAGUUAGAUGGUAUGACGAGUCCAGCAAGGAACGCCAUUUAGAGCUAUAUAGAGCAAUACCACAAAAGAUGACAGAGAUGCCCUGGAACGACUCCAUAGCACUUGAUGAAGGCAUAUCACCGUCGACAGCUUCCCCUACUCUGCACGAUUCCAUGUACCUUGCCGUUCUAUGGUGGGAGCAUUGUUAUAACAACGGUCUGGACCAUCGGAACGGAACAGGGCUGUUUGAGUUCACACAAAACCUCAAGUAUAAUGGUACGAGUGGUAGGAUUCGCUUUGACGGUAAUGGUGAUAAACAGCCCAUGUUCUGGGUAGAGGACCUGAAGAAUACGAGCGAUGAUUCCAGGAUAUUUGCCAUCGUAGAAACGUAUCUGGAGAAGUCAGAGAUGGUGACGAUCUGGUAUGACCCGUUAUGGGCGACAUCUGACGGGAAUGCGCCUCUGAGUACUCCACUGUGUGGCUUUGUUUAUGAAUUCUGUCCACCAAUUAUUGAAGACAAUACGGUAACAACCACCGUCUCUCUCUGUGGAAUCCUCGUAUUUCUCAUCGCUGUUAUCAUCACGGGAUUGUAUAUCAGAAAGAGGAAUUAUGACACGCAGGUUCUAAAGAUGGCCUGGAAAAUCAAUUUCAAUGACAUCAACAUGAAAAGGAAAAAAUGUGGAAUUGGGAGUCAGCUGAGUGCAUUAUCCCUUACUGACCGUGAUCGCAGUAGUAUUGCUACUAGCAAUCAGCAUUUUACACAAACAGCGGUGUAUAACGGUCAGACGGUGGCUCUGAAGAUCAGCCCCCUAUCGGCAGUCCAGCUUACUAUGACAAACCUGGUGGAACUAAAAGCGAUGAGAGACUUCAUUCAUCCCAAUGUGAACCUAUUUAUCGGAGCCUGUAUCGAUCACCCCAAUAUCUGCUUCUUGUUUUUGUAUGGCUCCAAGGGAAGUCUCCAGGAUGUAUUGGAAAAUGAUGACAUUAAAUUAGAGUGGGCAUUCAAAGUCGCAAUUCUGAAGGACAUAGCCAUGGGAAUGCACUAUCUCCACAUAUCAGUCUUGAAGUCACAUGGGAGACUGAAGAGUUCUAACUGCAUCAUUGACAACAGAUGGACGGUGAAAAUAACAGACUAUGGCGUAUCUACAUUCUACAAAAAUAAGAAAUUGACAAACACCAAGCGAAAGGAGAAUUUCAAGGAUUUGUUAUGGACUUCUCCUGAAAUCUUGAAGUCGGACGACAUUCGCUCCAGGAAUGGGACGCGGACUGGUGAUGUCUAUAGCUACGGUAUUAUACUACACGAGAUUUUCUACCGCUGUGGACCAUUUCCAGUCGCAGGAAAGACACCGAAAGAUAUCAUUUUGGGGAUAUACAACGGUCAGUCCUAUAAACCGGACAUCAAUAAAUCCGAUGUCAUCAAACCCGAGAUGGUGAAGCUGAUGAAGAUGUGCUGGGACGAUGAUUGGCGGCAGAGACCGGAUUUUACCAAUAUUCUCAAAUUUAUCCGGAAAAACAACACAGAGGCGAGCGUGAAUAUAAUAGACAACAUGAUCAACAUGCUGGAGAAGUAUGCCAAUAAUCUUGAGGACCUCGUGGAAGAGAGAACGGUCGCACUGAACGAAGAAAAAGACAAGACAGAUAUUCUACUGUAUCGGAUGUUGCCCAAGCUUGUGGCCGACAAAUUAAAAAGAGGAGAGUCGGUUGACCCAGAAACAUACGAAGCAGUUACAAUUUUCUUCUCGGACAUCGUAGGAUUUACCACCAUCGCAUCUAAAAUCACACCGAUAGAUGUCGUACAAUUUCUCAACGAGAUUUACACAUUAUUUGACGAUAUCAUCUCCACUUUUGACGUCUAUAAGGUGGAGACAAUUGGUGACGCAUAUAUGGUAGUCAGCGGUCUGCCGAAUAAAAACGGAAACGCCCACAGUGGACAGAUAAGUAGCAUGUCUCUGGCCAUACUGAAACGGCUCCAACAAUUCAAGUUAAAGGCAAUACCAGAGCAGGAAGUUAGGGUUCGCAUAGGACUACACACUGGCCCAGUAUGCGCAGGUGUUGUAGGACAGACGAUGCCAAGGUACUGUUUGUUCGGCGACACUGUGAACACAGCCUCCCGGAUGGAGUCUAAUGGAGAAGGUGGAAAAAUACAUAUAACACAGAUGACCAGGAGUGCAUUGCUAAGUCUUGGAGGGUACGAGAUAGUAGAUCGAGGAAAUAUUACAAUUAAGGGGAAGGGGGACAUGUAUACCUAUUGGUUGGUCAGCAAAACAGAUACAUCCCUUCAACCAUCCUCAUCGUCUUUUCCCAGCCAGCUGAGGCCAGUACAAAAUGGAGUAGACGAAACAAAUGGACUCUCAACCGAAGAAAGGAAAGAUUUCUGAUUCCGCAAAUGUCUUUUAAUGUGUAAUUGAUCGAAAUCUUGUAUUAAAGAAAAAUUUAGUCUGAAAAUUCAAUGAGGGUAUGGACUUUUGGAAUAGGGAUACGUAGUCUUUAUAUAGUCUUAAGUUCCGUGCAUAUGUUGUUAUUUGAUUAAAUAGGUUUCCCAGCAUUUUUGUGCAUCAUAUAUUUGGUAAUGAUUAUUGUUGCAUUGAUUGAUGACAUUUAAGAAAUACAUUUCAUUUUGAAAGUUCUUGACGAUUCAUGCCAGCAUUCUUCAUGAAGUGGGUUAGCGUUUCAUGACAAGUAUGUUGGCGUUAAUGAGUUCUUAUUGGAUUUUGUCAGAUUGAGCAAAGACUAACGAUUAGUUGUAGAAUAAACA